UCGCGCGCCCCUGGUGUAGAAAAAAAAUACACACACAGAGAGAGAAGGAAAACUUCAUAGAAAUGGCGGAGAGUGCUACGACGCUCAAAGGCUUGCGAGCCCAGAUAGCUGCGGCUGCACAGGCACAAGCCGAGGAGCGGCGUAGCUUAGCAGGGACCAGUCCAGGACCUACAACCAACUCACCGUCCAAACCUCAGGGCUGUAAGCCAGUCAUUGACGGCGCCUCGCUUAAAGUAGACGACCGGCUGCGAGUGGCAAAAGAGAGGCGAGAGGAGGCAGAAAGACAACAGGCUUUACGGGAGUCCCAGAUCAUGGAGCGGGAGCGCAAAGCCAAGCUGCAAGUGGAGCGCCAGCUGGAGGAACGUCAGAAAAAGCUGGAGGAGCAGCGGCGGAAGGAGGAGCAGAAACGAUUGGCUGUGGAGGAGAAGAGGAAGCAGAAGCUUGAAGAGGAAAAGGAGCACUAUGAGGCCGUUAUGAGGCGUACGUUAGAGCGCAGUCAGCGUGUUGAGCAGAGGCAGAAGAGGUGGUCCUGGGGAGGACUCUCUGCUGACCAAGAUGGACGAGCAGGAGAUUCUGACGCCAGCAUCUCUUCUCCAGUAGCUAUAGUUGUCUCCUCUCCCUCGCCUGAAAAGCCACCAAGGAGUGGACAAGCUGACAAGCGCUCCACAUCCACAACUAACCUGAAACAGCCGCCCGAGGCUGGCAUCAGCAAACGUUUAUCCUCCUCCUCUGCCGCCCUCGGUAAAUCACCUGACAAAAGUGUUAGAGCGAGGAGUUCGUCUUGUAACCGGUUGCCAAGCAAUGGCAUUGAUGCUCAGGCCAGUAAGGAAGAUGGCAAAAAGCUUCAGGUGGAGCAGACAGGCCGCUCUGUGAAGAAGAGAAGUUCCUCCCUCACACGAGUAAGUGUGGGCAGAGCGCAGACCCCUGCCAAGCCUGAUAAGGGAACAACGGACGAUCAAGCUCGCAAGCCACCGGCCAGUACUGUGGAUGAAGGGGUCCUUAGCCGCCUGCUCACUCCCACCCAGGCCUCACUAGCUAGGAGCAAGAGCGCCGCCGUCCUGUCCGCUGAAGGAUCAGAUGCUACAGAGUGUCACCUGUGUCCUCGUUCAGCCUCUGCCAGCGCCCUGAACCCACCGCGCGGACCCGUGCGCAGCCGCAGCAUCGACCGGCAGAAGAGCGGCAUGACCACGUCAAAGUCAGCCAGCGAAGCCCUCGAUUCGUCUCUGAAAGACAAACGAUUAACCUCACCUAGGGGGCAACGUCCCGCCUCACCAUCAACCCCCUUGGGACGCCAUCGCUCACCAUCCCCAGCGCCCAGCCCAACUCCAAAGAGAACCCCCUCCCCAGCAGCAUCCAAGCAAAGUCCCAAGAUGCGCCCACCGUCACCGGCCGCCAUGAAACAGCGUCCCCCGUCUCCCCAGCCCGCGUCCGCCAAGCCCCCACCCAUCCAGAAACCGUCGCUCACGCCAACAGGGCCGCCGACGUUGAGGAAGAGGGAUUCCAAGUCCAAAGAUCUGGGUCCUGUUCAGCCCGUGGCGCCACAGGCCUCUGAGGCCAGCAAGACCAAAGAUAAAGACGACUCAAAGACGACCAGCACUAACUCUGCAGCUGAGGCGGCAAAGAUCCUGGCGGAAAAUCGAAGACUGAUGAGGGAGCAGAAGGAGCGAGAGGAGCAGCUCAGGAUACAGAAGGAGGAAGAGGAGAAGCUGAGAAAAGAAGAGGAGCAGAGUUUAGCCGAAGAAGCUCGACUUAUACGGCUGGAGGAGGAGAAGAGGUUGGCCGAAGAGAGGAAAAUAAAAGAGGAAGAAGACGCGCGUCUAGCAGAGGAAGAACGAAAAAGAAUGGAAGAAGAAGAAGCAAUAAGGCAGGCCGAGCUCCAGAAGGAGCGCGAGGAGGCCGAGGCCAAAGCCCUGGAGGAGGCAGAGAGGGUCCGUCAGGAAAGAGAGCGCAUCAUGCAGCAGAACCAGCAGGAACGGAUGGAGAGGAAAAAGAGAAUUGAAGAAAUAAUGAAGAGAACUAGAAAAGGGGACCAGAGUGACUCAAAGAGAGAUGACGACGCACAGGAGGAUGGCGACGAAGGUGGCGAUGAAGAUGAUGAGAUGAAAAGUGAAACCAAAGAUGACAUUCCAAUGGAGGGCGACCAAGACAGUCUGUCUUCUGGUGACCCUAGAGUUGGCCAAGAAGACGGGAUGAACGGGAAUCCAGAGCCGGACAGCGACGGCCCGACCGCAGAGGAGAACCAGGCAGGAAGUCCAGUCCCUACGAGCCGCAUCGUCGAGGGCUCCGAGUUCCUGAAUGAAGAGGACUCCCCCAGAGAGGAGUUGGUGUCCAGCCUCAACGGGAAGUCCAGCCAGUGGAGCUUCGAGGAGCUCAUCGACUCCAACGUCCACUCCAAGAGCCGACCGCUCAUCGGCUCCGAGGACUGUAACCAGGUUUUAAUCAACUGUGACGGGAGCGCAGAGGAGACCCGGGUGGCCUUUGAGGACAAGGGAACCCCCAUCGGCACCCUGCACUCCUCUAGUCAGCCUAUAGAAGCCAUUUCAGAAAUUUGAUGCUGCAGCUGCCGCUGAGAAGCCUCUUUGUGUUGCACUCCAAACUUUCCUUUCCAGCUGAGAUCCCAUCAAGAAUCUUCUAGCCGUUCCAGUUCCCACCUCUUCCUGCAGGGGGCGCACAAGACGAAACGGAAAGACCACCCUAAGUGCUCCAUUUGCACCCCACACAAUGAGGAAACGGAUUUAAUUACGUUUUAUAUAUUUGAAAACGUCACGCUUCAGGGAAAUGUUUCAUAUUCCUCGUCUUUCCUCUUCCUCUUGUGUUUCGUUCUUUUCAGUUUUGUGUCAAACUUUCUUUUUUUUUUUUCUUUUUUUGUUAGGGGGUGCAUUCUUAUAAUAAUUUAUUAAUUUUUGCUUCACUGUUAUUGUAAUUAUUGCUAUAAUGUGUUUAGUCAUUUUCUCUCUGGUAUGAGAAUAUUCCAUGACACAUGAAAGUCAGGCCAUGUGAAAUAUAUUCUAAUUACUGAAACAAAUGUUAACGCAUCACUAUUAUUCUGUCGCUGUUUGGGCAGAAAGGUUUUUUUUUUUUUUUUUUUUUGCAUGUGGUUGAACUAAAUUUACUUGACAGGCUGCUUUUUGUUUGCAGCACCCAGCAACAUAUGGCCUUACCUUUUAUGUCCCAACGUUGGAUUUUCUAAGUGCUAAGCAGCAUAAUUGUUAUGAAGCUCAUGCAAAAAGACAGUUUAGCCACGCUUUCUCACCCUGUCCUGUUCUCCUUUGUUCUGGCCACUAGAGGGCGUCCAAACCACAAAGGUAAAAGGUUUUGGCCCAGUUUGGCGGCAGGGCGGUCGUGGUCGGGUUAUGUGUUUAAUAGAACUAAUGUUUACUAACAUCGCUGUAACGGAUCUGGUUUUAGUCCCACGCUCUUAUCUUUGAAUUACUGUAGCUGUAACAAACUGAUUAAAGGGAUAGUUUGGAUUUAUUAUUUUUUUAAACUUGUGUGAAUCUGCAGACGGAGCUAGCAGUGACUAAAGGCUCCACAGAUCAUAACUCCAAACAGUCCAGGCUAUCUCUUUAGGGGUGAGACGUUGGUUAACUAAUCUAGAAAUCGGAUUUCCUUUGGCUUUUCCUCCUCACAUUAGCUGCUACGCCUGACGAAAUGCAUUUCAGCUCUUUUUAUAUAGUGUAGAAAUGGGCGGAUUGUUUAUAUUUGUAUUUAAGUGUUAUGUUGUGUGUGUGUAUAUAAUCAGUAUUAGGCAAGCGAAGCCAUGUUUAGGGAGGCACGGCUCAGGUUGUGGUUUAUUAGGGUCUGGUUAUUUGUUACUGUUAGGGUCGGGGUAGAUUGAGUGGUGCGCUGAGCUCAGAUUGGCUGGUUUCACGUUAGAUCCCCACAAAUAAAAGCCUCUGACGAAGAGGUGCUGCAAUGCAAAGCUCCAGCUUGGAGGGUCACUAUAUGUAAUCUAAUAAAUGUGAUGUGUGGUGAUGCUAACGUUAAAUCUCGGUUUGAGAGUCAUCUAAAAACAAACUAAAGGAAACUAGCAGAGGUUUGUCGUUGUCGUUGACUAUCCUGUCAGAAGUCGUGGCUCAUCAGCUCAGGUUUCAGCUGUUCUACUGAAGUAAAGAGGAGCUUCUUCACCAAACAAAAAUAACGGUCAGGCUUGAUUUACAUUUUCUCAUUGUUCCCUGUCCAUUUUUAUUUCUUAAAGCGUGUUGAAACCUUUAACAUGAUGAUCCAAGUAUGAGGUUUCGGAGGACCCUGACGUUUGCCUUGUUCUCUGCUGGGUGACUAAAAAAUCUCAUGUGCAUGAAAAGGGCCUGAAUUAUUUGAGCGUUAACGAGCUCACUGAAUGUUACAGACUGCAUAAACCGUCCUCCACUUACUCACCACAUCUCUUAAGAGCUGCCUGCUUCCAGCCUUCCUGUUAUGAAGUCUUGUAGAAAAUGCUCUGGCCUGUCAGAGACGACCUGUUACUGCGGAGCGGCUUCGCUGUGAGACGAGCUAGACGAGCUGUGAUGUUUUUAACUCCUUCCUACUCCUCUUCUCCGUCGCCCUGUUUGUAGUUGCAGAUAUUAUGUUUUUUUUUCAGGUCCUGCUGCGUCUGUAAGUACUAAACUUAAAAGCCCUCUGUCCUUCCAUGUUUGAUAGAGUAGAAAGGUGCCUUAGUUUGAGAUGUACUGUUUUUAUUGCAUUCUUCCAGUUGACGGUGUCUUUACCUCGGCCUCGACAAUCAGUCCACCCGAGCAGGGCGACUCAGUGAAUAUAAAUAUUUCUCUGGAAGAUUUGGUGUAAAGCCCCUGUCUGCAAAUAAAAUCUGUACUGUAAAUAUAUCUAAAGAGAACAGAUAUGAUACAGACUGUUUAAACAAUAAAGUCUAAACGAAGCGAA
Messenger RNA from Fundulus heteroclitus (mummichog), 4878 nucleotides. It is a transcript of the gene map7d3, whose product is annotated as MAP7 domain containing 3. Gene Ontology annotation, biological process: microtubule cytoskeleton organization. NCBI's taxonomy places the organism in Eukaryota, Metazoa, Chordata, Actinopteri, Cyprinodontiformes, Fundulidae. The transcript has 20 exons. The record is from RefSeq and is a predicted model, not a curated record. Gene Ontology annotation, cellular component: microtubule cytoskeleton. The coding region runs from base 63 to 2552 and encodes 829 amino acids.